Ostrinia furnacalis (Asian corn borer) is the source of this 3781-nucleotide messenger RNA. RefSeq names its product dendritic arbor reduction protein 1. Gene Ontology annotation, biological process: regulation of transcription by RNA polymerase II. The record is from RefSeq and is a predicted model, not a curated record. The transcript has 8 exons. Gene Ontology annotation, molecular function: DNA-binding transcription factor activity, RNA polymerase II-specific; RNA polymerase II cis-regulatory region sequence-specific DNA binding. Bases 148 to 1233 code for a protein of 361 amino acids. NCBI's taxonomy places the organism in Eukaryota, Metazoa, Arthropoda, Insecta, Lepidoptera, Crambidae.
UCACGCAGUCAGCUCCGCGCAUUGGCUGCGCGCAGGCGUGCGCGGGACACGCGACACGCGACACGACGCGCGACACGCGACACGACGCCACACGCCACGAGCCCGCGCUCCGACAGUGCCAGCGCCCGCGCCCCGGCCUCGCCGGGAAUGGAGACCUGCUGUGCUCGCCGAGCCGAGGACCUAGUGGGCGACCAGAUAGUCCCGGGCGGCGGCCGCUGGGGCGCUCCGCACGGCGCCGGGCUGUUCGACUCGUGGUUUCAGAUGCAGACAUCUGAGCUAGAGUCGCUGCUCUGCAAGCAGGAGGGCGCCUCGCUCGCGCCGGCGCACAUGGACCUGUUCGAUGGCGGCCCCUCUUCCCGCGACGAUGCGUUCCUGCGGCCGGCGCUGUGGGAGGACAUCGCGUCCUCGAUCAGGAACAUCGACCCGGAGAACGCGAACAUGCUGGCGCCGCUGGGCGCGACGCACGUCAAGCUGGAGGCGGACGACGCGCUGCUGGAGGAGUGCGCCACGCCGCUGCUCAGCCCGCUGGAGAUCAAGACGGAGCGGCUGUGCGCGCCGGCGUACGCGCACCCGGCGCCGCCGCAGCCGCCGCAGCAGCCGCCCGCCUCCUUCGCCAAGUACCCCCCCUCGCGCCUCGGCUACAUGUCCCCGCUGACCCCGCCCGGCUCCGACCAGGGCAGCCCAGGAAACACUAUGCAGGGCGGGCCGCGCCGGACGCCGCCGCCGCCGUACCACCCGCCGCCGCUGCUGCGGGCACCACACGUCACACAGCACCAGGUUCAACAUCAUCAUCAUCAGCAGCAUCACACGCAGCAGGCGAUACCCCCGCCGCUGCAAAUGCCGCAGCAGCAGCCGGCGCCGGCGCAGCACGUGCACACGCCGUUACCACACUCACGGCUCGCGUCGCCUCACUCCAUGAAGUACAACCGGCGGAACAACCCGGAGUUGGAGAAGCGGAGAGUUCAUCAUUGUGAUUUUAUCGGUUGUACGAAAGUCUACACAAAGAGUUCGCAUCUGAAAGCUCAUCAAAGAAUACAUACAGGCGAGAAACCGUACACCUGCCAGUGGCCGGAGUGCGAAUGGCGGUUCGCGAGGUCCGACGAGCUGACGCGCCAUUACCGCAAGCACACGGGAGCCAAACCCUUCAAGUGUGCGGUCUGCGAGCGGUCUUUCGCGCGGUCCGACCACCUUGCGCUGCAUAUGAAGCGGCACCUGCCCAAGGCGUCCAAAUGACACGCGAGGAGGGGCGGUGAGCAGCCGCCCGAGUCUCACUCCGCACAGGAGGAAUGCAGUGAGAGCAUCUUCCUGGAGUGCGACCUGGACGCGAGCCUCAUGGACUCCCUGUACGGAGCGCUGUAGGCCUGCCGUCCCCUCCCGCCAUCAAGAACGCUUCCUUGUCUUGUAUAUUUCGCAACAACUUAUUUAGAGGCGUCGCAAUUGUAUAAACAAUCCUGCACUGCGCUCUCCGCGCAGUAGAAGAUGUUAAUGAUAUCCCUUCAAUGAAAACAAUUUCAGUAUUUGUAAGGACUUAUGCAUUAUUAUAGUCUCAAAAAUUUUUGGCACACAGCUUUGAAAGCUGCGGGUAAUUGAACACCUUCAGUUUCGAGCUAUCGCUAUAAAUCUGGGCUCCUCAUAAUGUAAAUCUUGCGUUUCGAAAGAGCCUAUCGCCGUCAGUUAACCAUAAUGUGCAUUUUCUUAUUGUUGUUUACGGAUAAUGUCACGUGUCACAAUAGAAGAUUGCUUUCACAAUGUGUACGUGUACCUACCUACUAUUCGUGGCCAUUAUGCAUUGUGUAUUUUGUCGUCAAGGUUUAGGUCAGGCACAAGAAUAUCGCGAAAAUAACCCAAUAGAGUUACUAAAGAGCUGCUUUUAACAUCAUUCUUAAAACAUUGGACUACUUAGUACGUACCUAAUAAUAACGUAGAUCUAGGGUCUGUCGCUCAUCUCGAAACAAGUGAAAGAGUUAAAUCAAUCCAAAAAUACAGAUUAGGUUGCUGUGCAGAAUAGCCUCAAUGUAUCUGUCGUGGUAUCGCAUGCAGUUGCAUGUUCUUUAGAGAUAAGUUAAAUCUCGCAUGACCUACUUAAUGAUCGAUCUUACUUAGACAGCCUUAUACAAUAUUGUCACACAAUCUCGUACACAGCUCUCUCUAAUCGAUCGAUGUAUCACUCCAUAUUAUGGAAUACAUAUUACCUACUCACAUGAAAUGGAAGUACUGCAUAAAAAUGCGAGAGUCAGUGCCCUAAAUACCUUGGCUACACAACUCCCAGUCGUAUUUUAAAUUCACAAGCUGUCUGCAGUCGUCAGCCCUUGUUUCACAUUCGAAUAAUUCUGCGCUGAUUUGCCUUGACCUCAGAAAACAAAUUCAUUAUACAUUAUGAGCAUACUUUACAAACAUCCAUCUUUUUACCAUUAUUUUCUUACAAAGAAAUUGCUCACCGAUUGGUGUCACUGAGGGAACCGUUACAUAAGCUCUAAGUAUUCAUUAGAUAUGAUUAGUUAAUUUAUUAAGUUAAUUUAUAAGAGAGCAAGGAAUAUCCAAGAUAUUAUAGUUAUCUUAAUAUUAUUAUUGAGUAAUAAUGCAGUUAGUCUAUAGGUGUUAGUUGAUAAACGUAGACACAGGCGCGUCUUCGGGUCUAACGACCAGCAGAGAGCUUGAAACAAAACUUGUCUUAUUACCAAUCUACAUAAGUACUAGAUUAGAAAAUAUUGUCAAAUUCAGUAGCAACUGCUGGUCGUUAUAUACGAGGACGCUUUGAAUACACUUUCUAGUCUCGAUUCAAUACAGAUUUUUUCUAUUCCAUUUACUUACACUAACAAGCUUUUGCCUGAUAUAUCCUCCACGUUUCGUCAUGUACUAAGUAAUCUUACUUACCUAUACGUACAAACAUAGAAGUAAAUUAGUAAGUACAUAUUGUUAAUUCUUAUGAAAUACUUUACUUAUUAACAAUGUAAAAAUAUUUGAAGGAUCCUUAUUGCCUCCGUCCAGUGAAAUCAUGUAAUACAGUGCCUUGGAACAAGUCUGUCUACAUGCUUUUUGUAACAUAGAUACUCGUAUCAUCGUAUCACUUGUAGAGGACAUGGGUGACACUGCGCUAAGAAGCGCAAUUGCGCUAACUCAGUGUUGACUAACUUCUUUAAAAUGUUAGCGCAAUUUGCAGAAGCGAUCAUUCAGAAAGAUGUCAAAAUGUAGAGUUCCCGCAAAACGCAGUGAAUUCUUUAAACAUCUCUUACUCAGUAGAGUAAAAAAUGAAGUGAUUUUAUAAGUGAAUACAGAUUUUUUUUUGUUGAGUUUGCCGCAAUCACUCACUGAGACUUUGCGAGUGACCCAUGUCUAAUUGUAGGAGAGUCAUAUCCCCUUAUCGUGUAAGUGCAUGCCAUGUUGAUAGUCACUAGUUGCCUUUAAGUUAGUCUGCCUCGUGCUGGUCGACCCACAUGUGCCUUGCAAAUGCCUGAGUAAUUAUACUUAGUGUCCUUAUAUUGACGUAGAAUUCUGUAGGAGCAACGUGAAAUCGUGUGAUGCCCCAAAAAUGUAUAUCUUGAGGUGAUAUAAUAUAAUAGUCUGUAAUAUGGCAAAUGGAAUGUAUAGGUUACAUAUACAAUGUGUGUGAUGUUACCUCCACGAUAAUAGUGUACUUUAUUGAGAUCGAUAAGUCAUGUCUAAAUUCGAAUUUUACCAAAUUUCAAGAAGGAUUAAAAUAUGAACAAAGAUUUCAUUUACCACGCAUACUAUACGAGUAUUUUUGAAAUAAUAAAAUUUUAAAAUGCUGUGGAUUUAACAC